AUGGGACGAGUGACAACCGAAGGUAAUGUGUCUGGUGGAAAGUACGCCACCGCUGUUGUGGGCGCGGCGGAAGAAACCACAAAAGCCAGGGAGAAGUCGAUCGGUGACAAAGAUGCUCUGUAUUCUCACGAUGAGGAACAUCUCCCAACCAGUGUGCCUUCUGAGGAUCUGCCACAACACAAUUACAGACUGGAUGAUAGGGGAUUGCGAAACAUAGAAUACGUGUUUCUUUUCGUUAUGAUUCUUGCCCUGGUGACGAUUGUAGUGACCCUGGUAUUGGUAUUUGGUCUGCAAACAGGAGCAGACACAAUCAUUUACUUGCCUCGAAAUUCUCCUGUGAAAAGGGACCCAAACUCCGCUUCGCAGCAAUACGCAAGUGAUUGGCUUGGAAAGCUUGCAAACCGACAAAACCUGCCGGCCUGGAGACAACAUCAACUUUUCGCCCUGGCAGCAAUCUAUUAUGCUCUUGACGGGCCCAAUUGGUUGCAUGGUGUUGGACAUACUUGGCUAAACGAAUCUAGAUCAGAAUGUCUCUGGUUCUCAAGCUUGUAUGGCAGAUUUGAAGGCGGCUCCUACAUUGAGCAUUCCUACCAGAACACGUCCAAUGUCGUGCUCAGUGUUUGUAAUGAUGCAGGCAAAUAUCAAACCCUUGAUCUGCGAAGUGUCUUUGAUGGUACUCAUGUUGCUGACUUUCCAAAUGAAAUUGCUCUGCUCACAUCCCUAAAGUCCAUCUUUUUGGAAGGGGCCGGGGGAUUCAAGGAACCCUUCCAGUCCAUGUUGAAGCCAACCAUCCUGCACCUUGCAGGCUCUCUGGAGGCUUUGAGUCUACAAAACAGCAUGGUGCACGGGGAGAUCCCCUCUUUGAUUCAAAAACUGACCAAUCUGGGAGUGCUUGAUUUGAGUCAUAACAAACUUGGGCAAUCAAUCCCCCCGUUGAUUCGAAGACUGACCAAUCUGGAAGUGCUUGAUUUGAGUCACAACAAACUUGAGCAAAGGAUCCCCCCCUUGAUUGGAAAACUGACCAAUCUGGAAGUCCUUGAUUUGAGUCAUAACCACCUUGGGCAAGCUAUAUCAUCAGGAAUUGGUCUCCUGACAAAUCUCAAGUACCUGAAACUUGGGAACAACAGCUUUGUUGGACAACUCCCCUCACAGCUGGGUCUUCUCACAGCCCUGAAAACUCUAGAUGUGACAUCCAAUUUGCUGACAGGCCAGAUUCCUUUGGAGAUCACUACCUUGCAAUCAGAACACAGCUUGGAGGUGUUUUUGGCUGAUGGCAAUCAAUUUGAGUAA
Messenger RNA from Seminavis robusta, 1290 nucleotides. NCBI's taxonomy places the organism in Eukaryota, Bacillariophyta, Bacillariophyceae, Naviculales, Naviculaceae. The record is from the annotation of a GenBank genome assembly.